This is a messenger RNA of Zea mays, 2264 nucleotides long. RefSeq names its product trans-cinnamate 4-monooxygenase. Lineage: Eukaryota; Viridiplantae; Streptophyta; Magnoliopsida; Poales; Poaceae. Gene Ontology annotation, molecular function: heme binding; iron ion binding; trans-cinnamate 4-monooxygenase activity. The coding region runs from base 448 to 1965 and encodes 505 amino acids. Gene Ontology annotation, biological process: lignin metabolic process. The transcript has 3 exons. The record is from RefSeq and is a predicted model, not a curated record.
CAGCGUGACACACGUAAUUUUGUCUAACAUGUUCUGUCUUUUCUUCCGCUUAGUCAUGCCCUCAAAAUCGUAGAGGCCGCAUAUUCACGUACCUCCGCCACGUCUGGCCUACACGUACACAUCGACCCAUCAAAGUCGAGGCCCAACCAACCAAAGAGCACUGACACUCACCGCCGGCGACGCCCAACCGCUACUGUGGACUCACCAACGACCAAAACCUUCGCCGGCUCUCCGGUCCCUCCACGACGGUUCUACGCCCCCUACCUACUGCAUGUCCAUCAAUUUUACCGCCAACUCCCCAUCCCGCCGUUUCUCCUAUAUAUAUGCGCACGGACAUGUCCGUUGAGAUCUCCAGGAAGGCAGGAAGAACCGCCGCCACGCCACACAAAAAGCAGUGACUCAGUGAGAAAGGACAGCAAGCCCUCCCUCCAUCUCCGCCCCGUCGCCAUGGUCCUUCUCUUCGUGGAGAAGCUCCUGGUCGGCCUCUUGGCGUCCGUCAUGGUCGCCAUCGCGGUGUCCAAGAUCCGUGGCCGCAAGCUCCGGCUGCCUCCCGGCCCCGUCCCCGUGCCCGUCUUCGGGAACUGGCUGCAGGUCGGCGACGACCUCAACCACCGCAACCUCGCCGCGCUGUCCCGCAAGUUCGGCGACGUCUUCCUCCUCCGCAUGGGGCAGCGCAACCUGGUGGUGGUCUCGUCGCCGCCGCUGGCGCGGGAGGUGCUGCACACGCAGGGCGUGGAGUUCGGCUCCCGCACCCGCAACGUGGUCUUCGACAUCUUCACGGACAAGGGGCAGGACAUGGUGUUCACCGUGUACGGCGACCACUGGCGCAAGAUGCGCCGCAUCAUGACCGUGCCCUUCUUCACCAACAAGGUCGUGCAGCAGUACCGCCACGGCUGGGAGGCCGAGGCCGCCGCCGUCGUCGACGACGUGCGCCUCGACCCCAAGGCGGCCACCGACGGAAUCGUGCUCCGCCGACGCCUGCAGCUCAUGAUGUACAACAACAUAUACCGGAUCAUGUUCGACCGGCGCUUCGAGAGCAUGGACGACCCGCUCUUCCUCCGCCUCAGGGCGCUCAACGGCGAGCGCAGCCGCCUCGCGCAGAGCUUCGAGUACAACUACGGCGACUUCAUCCCCAUCCUCCGUCCGUUCCUCCGCGGCUACCUCAGGGUCUGCAAGGAGGUCAAGGAGACCCGCCUCAAGCUCUUCAAGGAUUUCUUCCUCGAGGAGAGGAAGAAGCUGGCGAGCACCAAGGCCACGGACAGCAACGGGCUCAAGUGCGCCAUUGAUCACAUACUGGAGGCACAGCAAAAAGGUGAGAUCAACGAGGACAACGUGCUCUUCAUCGUCGAGAACAUUAACGUUGCAGCGAUCGAGACCACGCUGUGGUCGAUCGAGUGGGCGGUCGCCGAGCUGGUGAACCACCCGGAGAUCCAGCAGAAGCUGCGGCAGGAGCUGGACACGGUGCUCGGGCCGGGCCACCAGAUCACGGAGCCGGACACGCACAACCUCCCCUACCUGCAGGCGGUGAUCAAGGAGACGCUGCGGCUGCGGAUGGCCAUCCCGCUGCUGGUGCCGCACAUGAACCUCCACGACGCCAAGCUCGGCGGCUACGACAUCCCCGCCGAGAGCAAGAUCCUCGUCAACGCCUGGUACCUCGCCAACAACCCCGACAGCUGGAGGCGGCCCGAGGAGUUCCGGCCCGAGCGAUUCCUCGAGGAGGAGAAGCACGUCGAGGCCAACGGCAACGACUUCAGGUACCUGCCCUUCGGCGUCGGCCGCAGGAGCUGCCCCGGGAUCAUCCUCGCCCUGCCCAUCCUCGGCAUCACCAUCGGCCGCCUCGUCCAGAACUUCGAGCUGCUCCCACCGCCCGGGCAGGACAAGGUCGACACCACCGAGAAGGGAGGCCAGUUCAGUCUCCACAUCUUGAAGCAUUCCACCAUCGUGUGCAAGCCAAGAACGCUCUAAGAGCAGCCCACACGUCGGUUCCAUGCGGAGCAGUCGAAUGUUCUGCUCCAUCACCAUGUUAUUCGGGCUUAAUUAAGCAGUAUCAUUAGUAGACAGUAGGAGUACAGGAAGAAAAAAAAGCUCUGGGUAAUGUUAUUUGCAACAAAGGGAAGGGAAGGGAAGAAUCUGAUAACUAUUCAAUGAAGCGUUCGGUUCUUGAGAGCCUCACGAAGUUUGGGCGUGUUUGGAUUCACCAGAUUCUAAUAAUAAUGUUCAGCAUAUCAGUUAAGAAAUCAAAGGAACCUUAUUCUGACGCUACA